Messenger RNA from Aspergillus viridinutans, 1392 nucleotides. RefSeq lists its product as uncharacterized. The coding region runs from base 1 to 1392 and encodes 463 amino acids. The transcript has a single exon. The record is from RefSeq and is a predicted model, not a curated record. NCBI's taxonomy places the organism in Eukaryota, Fungi, Ascomycota, Eurotiomycetes, Eurotiales, Aspergillaceae.
AUGGGAGCAAAACGUACACCGAAGAAGAACAAGGGUAAUGCAGCUGCUGAGGCAGUUGCUAUUCUGGAAAAGCGCAUUCAGGACUCUCAGAAAGUGGCGCAAGACCUUGAUUACGGCCCUUUUAUAUUCAUGCCCCACGAAUGGCGGGUCGCUGUCGAUUUUGCCAAGUUUCCAUUGAAAUCUGCACCACCGUCUGUCCCGAAAUUCCAGGAAGAAAAGGUUCCCAUGACACCGGUUGGCAUUAUCAAAGACUUGCCAUACAGCUACGAUAACUUGCAUGAUUGUUUUUACCGAUUGGCAUACACCACAACAUUCCUAAAAGCAAAGACCUGCUCGCCAUGGUACGAGCUAUGUGAUUCCACAGGGAAAACAGUGAGAUCAGAGGACUGCUGUCUGCUCCCGUCGUAUAACAACGACAUCGAUCGGCUUAAGGUAGCGAAAUCAUCGUUUGAAGAACAGAUUAUGCAACUUGAACAAGCCUACGGCGAGUACACAUUUAAGAUGGUUCAUUUUCGCAAUGAACAACGAGCAUGGGAGGUGGCUUUACUAUCAUCAAUCCACCAGGCCAAGCUCUCGCCAAUCCACGACGACAAGACUAUGGCAAAAAUCUGUACAUGGGAAAGACAACAGCUGCGCAAGGAAGACGAUGGCCAAUUUGAUACGUUCUAUUAUGGCAAUGCAACAGUGCCAGACAAGCGCCCUGUAUAUCCCUUGCAAUGGAACAGACCGCGCGGCCCCCCCUUACCCCAAUUUGUGCCACAACAACUGAAGGAUCUACGGUCAUCGAUCGACAAAGUUAAUCAGGCCAUCUCUAACCUUACCGAACUCCAGACUCAAAGCACGACGGGUGCCAGCCACAACAAACGCUCGUUUUUCAAGCUUAGUAAUGAUGAAGAUGAAGACACCGAACAACUCACAUUGCCUGACAACCUCUCACUCUACCUGGACUGGGUAGCUUAUAGACACGCAGUCUGGGAUGCUGCUGGUCUACCCGGGCCAGACGAGGACCUACUCGAAAAGUACAAUCUCCCUCAGCAUAUUGACAGUGAUCGCAUUGCAUGGUCAGCAUCUCUUAAACAGUUGGGAGUGACGAGACUAAGGAUUGAUGAGGAUCUCACGGCCUUUCCAUGGGGCAAACCGGCAAUUGCGCUACAACGCACCCUAGAAAAAGCGACAGGAUAUACCAAGGACUCAUUGUUUAGCGACAAAGCAAUGAAGGCACUUAGACGCAUCGAACAGUGGUACUUCACCUGUAAUGCCGCCGAUAGGACAGCACUUUCAUCGAAAGUCGUUGAUGAAUGGGCGAUCACUGCCAAGGGCAGGACAUACGUGAUACAAGCUCUCGAACAACUUGGUGCCACAAAAGAAACACACCCCACUUUCUUUGCAUGA